Messenger RNA from Prunus armeniaca (apricot), 330 nucleotides. NCBI's taxonomy places the organism in Eukaryota, Viridiplantae, Streptophyta, Magnoliopsida, Rosales, Rosaceae. The record is from the annotation of a GenBank genome assembly.
AUGGAAACAGGAGAGAAGCAAGGAGAAGGAGGGCAUGGCCAAUGGUGUCAUUGUGGGAAGUUAGCACGGAUGCAGACUUCUUGGACUAGUUCAAACCCAGGGCGAAGAUUUCUAGUCUGCCCAAAGUCAAAGUCAUUUUACCACCCAAAUUUUCAGUCAUUGUUCUUGGUUGAUAUAAGGGAAGGGGAGAAAAAGGAUGGUGGAGAAGGAAAAUGCAAAUAUUCGAGCAAAGUCAAAAAUAUUGUGGGCUGCUAUGUUGCUUUCCUGGUUGGUGGUGUUUGCCAUGAAGAUGAAUUAGGCACUUUGGCAGUAGUUCAGUGGGCAUUGUAA